AUGAGUCUGACGCGAGUGGGUCGCCUGAGACCCUCCGUCAUGGCCAUAGCGCAUAGAAGUCAGUCAACAUAUAAUGUGUUUGCGCUUGUUAUGGGUGGUGGAGUGGCCGGAAGCUCUGUGGCCUACCAUCUUACCAAGAGAAAUAUUAAGGACGUGUUACUGCUUGAAAAAGAAGCAGUCGCGACACCUUCGGGCACUUCCUACCAUUCACCAGGGCUUGUGUCGGCCAGUCAUCCAGCCCAUCGGUAUAAGCCGAUACUUGCGUAUUCAGUGGAGCUGUAUAGUAGGCUGUCGUAUAACUGGGCGAGCCUCUCAAUUUUGAAAGAGCUGGCACAAUACGUCUUGCUACCAAUCCAACUAGACUCCAGGAAUUUAAGCGUUAUGUUGCUAGAGACUACUAUAAGGUCCGUUAUUCCUCUGGAGGAAGGUGACGUUUGUAAAACUUCACUGUUGAGUCCUGAAGAAGUCGCCGAAAUUGCUCCUGUGGUGAACACUAAACUGAUCCUUGGUGCGUUGUACACAACGAACGAUGGCAUGAUUUCUGCUUCAGGACUGAACCGUGCUCUAGUGACGGGCGCUAAAGCUGGAGGUGUUCAAGUGGUCAAUUCUACACCGAAAACAGUUCGAUAUGACAAGGGUCUCUGGCAUGUGGAAUUGGCCGAUGGUUCAUUGGUUACGGCGAGAAAUCUGCUGAAUGCUGGAGGAAUCUGGGCUAAUGAUAUCGCUCGUCUAUCUGGUCAUGAGCUUCCGAUGGUCAUUGCUGAGCAUCAGUAUGCAACGCUUACGCCAAGUUCAGCUCCUCCUAACACUCCUGCUGUAAUAGAUCAUGACAGCACGUUCUAUCUUCGGAAAUAUGGCGACAAAUUCAUAUUCGGUGGCUUCGAACCUAUGGAGAAAGUCGUGUUCAGAGAGGAUUGGUACCAAAAAGGUGUUCCACAAGAGGGCUCUCGUGCUAUUCAGCCCGAGUUUUCGCGUUUGGAAGAAGCGUACAACCGUGCGUGCGAGCUUGUUCCUUCGAUUAAAGAUGCUCAAGUAGAGGCCAAGGCUGCGCUUUUCAGUAUGACUGCAGAUGGAUAUCCAUUGGUAGGACCGUUUGAUAAGAACUAUUGGGUAUCAACUGGUUUCCUAGAUGGCGUCAGUAGUGGCGGUGGAAUUGGAAGAUACAUAGCUGACUGGAUGGCGGAUGGCGAACCACCAUUGGAAUUAUUUGACACUGAUGCAAGCCGAUACGAUAGAUGGGCUACGAGAAAGUUCAUUGUGGACAAGAGUCGUGAGACAUACUCAAUGUUUUACAAUUGGUCCUACACGAACAGACUGGGUGGGCGACCUACUGAUCGUGUCAGUGGAGUUUAUGGAAGGCUGAAGAGGGACAAAGGCCACUUCUUAUUCCGUAAUGGAUGGGAGGUUCCGCAAGUCUUCGAUAUAGAUGAGGAAGGAAUGCUGUCUACGUUGAGUCGAGAAUAUCAGAUGGUUACCAAUAAAUGUGGUGUGAUUGAUAUGUCAUGGAAAGGCAAGAUUGAAGUGAAAGGAGAGGAUUCAGAUGCGCUCAUGAAUUAUGCGAUUUGUACCCAGGUUCUGUCCGAACUCACAAAGUCUGAUGUGUCGGAAGAAGGCUUCCCUCAGCGUUCAACCCGUUUGAUGCGACUGGGCUUAGUGGCCGUUGUGUGCGCUCGAAGUUCCACGUCUACCGGACAGCUGAGCUAUGAACUGUUCCACAAUCGAGCCGACUCCGCAAGGCUGUACCAGGAAAUUAUCCGUGCUGGUGCACCAUACGGUGUGGUGAACUUCGGUCAAGCAACAAUGAACAUGAUGCGCUUGGAGCAUGGUUACAAGAUUUGGGGCCGAGAACUCACUCUUGAUACGAAUCCCUUCGAAUGUGGAUUGGGAGCUCUGGUUGACUUCUCUAAAGAAGACUUCAUUGGAAAAGCAGCUGCUUUGGAGUUGAGUAAGCAGAAAUUCGAUCGUAGACUGGCGUUGCUCACAUUUGAUCCUGCCGACAAUGCUCAAGUGCCUCUUGAAUGGAAGAGUCUUCCAUUCGGAAUGGAAGUAGUUCGUCGAGAAGAUAUGAUGGCGCAUGGCGCCCACAAUGGUGGCGAAAAUGUGGGGAAUGAGCUUAUUGAUUACUUUCAACGUAGUAGAGCUCAGAAAGCUUACAACAUCGAUCUUCUUGAGCAAAAAUACAGACGAAUUGAGGAGCAAGGGCUCGAUACGGGUAUUGAGAUCGAUUUCGUGAACAACAUUACGUACGCCCCAAAAAAUAUGUCGAAGCGAGCUGUCUGCGCCAAAAUCAACAAAUAUGAAAAGAAGGAAUUCGGGCUUGCGAAAAUCUCUGCUCCGUGUAAUAGCCUCGAAGUAUUCGGUAAGGGCUACGCGAAGCGAGCGAAGGAAUGUAGACAGCUAGACAGUGAUUUCAAUGCCACAUUCAAGAUGAAAUUCCCUAAAUGGCAACCCUAUGAACCUCGCAAACGGCGCACAGUGAAGAGGACGAUCAGAGAAACAGUCAAGGAAUUGGUCUUUGAUAACCCUCUGGAUUACCUUCACUACAUCAUGAAAAUCAAAGGAUUACCAUCUCACAUUUUUGAACGGAGAGGUGUUUUACCCCUUCCCAUGGUUGCUGGGGACUGUUCAAAAUCACGAGAGUCUUCACCAGUUCGUAAUUCAUUGGCGGCGCUAAAAGCUCCUGCGUUACCGAGCCUGAUGGUGGCAAGCAGUGAGGACUGUUCACGGUCACGCGAGUGCUCACCAACUCCACAGUCACCAGCCACACCGCCAACUGCGAAAUCUGACUUGGCUACCGCUACAUCUGCCAUAGACAAAACAAGUGUGCAUCGAUCUGGUAAAGGUCGUAAGAGGAACAGGAGGAGACGAAGGAAGGCAUCUUCGAAAAGCACUCCGUCACAGUCAUCGCCUCCAGUUGCUACACCCACUUCCAACAAUGCUUCAGCUCUCAUAAAACAAGAUGAAGUCCGAGAUAAGAACUGUUCCAGUACUAUGGCAACAACAUCGUCAACAACAAGGAAGAGAAGGUCCGAUGGAAGCGAUCCCGUUGACACAAGUUUCCUCCCUAGCGACAUGCCAAGUGGUCUAUGGGAUGAGAGUGUUCAGACGAUUGUCAAAUCAUAUGAGGAGAGCUUUCCAGCGAUUAGUAAGAAGAUGACUAUUCUAGGAUUUGAUGCACAGGAAUUUAGGAACCAUUUUGGUGACUCCUCUCAAACGACGCUGUCGAGUUUCGUUAAUUUUACGCGGGAAUAUCAAGAUCUCUGUGGAGAAAACUAUUUGGACAAUGGGUUGAAAGAAGAUCGAAGGGCUAUGGCGGCCGCGAAGUCUCGCAAUCGAGUUCUCAAGGAUGGCUAUUUUGCAUGA
Messenger RNA from Ostertagia ostertagi, 3363 nucleotides. Lineage: Eukaryota; Metazoa; Nematoda; Chromadorea; Rhabditida; Trichostrongylidae. The record is from the annotation of a GenBank genome assembly.